Messenger RNA from Lepidothrix coronata (blue-crowned manakin), 11298 nucleotides. It is a transcript of the gene DCLK1, whose product is annotated as doublecortin like kinase 1. The record is from RefSeq and is a predicted model, not a curated record. Gene Ontology annotation, cellular component: axoneme; neuron projection. NCBI's taxonomy places the organism in Eukaryota, Metazoa, Chordata, Aves, Passeriformes, Pipridae. Bases 307 to 2496 code for a protein of 729 amino acids. Gene Ontology annotation, molecular function: ATP binding; protein kinase activity; microtubule binding. Gene Ontology annotation, biological process: axoneme assembly; neuron migration; photoreceptor cell development. The transcript is spliced from 18 exons.
GCCGCAUUUCAAUGAGGGCCGGGCUAAUGCAAAUCACUGCAACCGGCAGCAGCAGAAGAAAGGCGAAGCAGCUGCAGCCCGGGCUCCCCAGCAGCGCGCUACAGCCAGGGGAGGCGUAACAAAGGCAGUGGAGCCGCUUUCUGCGGCAACUCCUGCGCCUGCAGCCGGGUGGUCGCCGGGGGGAGGGGGGAGCCUCCGCUCCUUCGCCGCUUCCCAUUCCGAGCCGCCGCCUUCCCUCCGCGCCCCGCCGGCAGGUCUGAGCGAGGAGGUGCCCGCCAGGCUGCGGAGAACAGGUUGAACUUCAAGAUGUCCCUUGGGAGAGAUAUGGAGCUGGAGCAUUUUGAUGAGCGUGAUAAAGCGCAGAGAUAUGGCAGAGGGUCCCGGGUAAAUGGUUUACCCAGCCCUACUCACAGUGCCCACUGCAGCUUUUACCGAACCCGUACUCUACAGACCCUGAGUUCCGAGAAAAAAGCCAAGAAAGUUCGUUUCUAUCGUAAUGGAGACCGGUAUUUCAAAGGGAUUGUAUAUGCCAUCUCCCCUGACCGGUUUAGAUCCUUUGAAGCUCUCCUGGCUGAUCUGACCCGAACUCUGUCCGACAAUGUGAAUCUGCCCCAGGGAGUGAGAACAAUCUACACAAUUGAUGGCUCCAAGAAGAUUACCUCCUUGGACCAGCUAGUAGAAGGAGAAAGUUAUGUAUGUGGUUCCAUAGAACCCUUCAAGAAACUGGAGUACACGAAGAAUGUAAACCCAAACUGGUCAGUGAAUGUUAAGACAACUUCUACUUCUCGUUCAGUGCCAUCUCUUGCCACUGCUAAAGGAGGUGCUCCAGAUGCAAAAGAGAAUAAGGAUUUCAUUAGGCCUAAACUAGUCACUAUCAUCAGGAGUGGAGUGAAGCCACGGAAAGCAGUCCGGAUUCUGCUCAACAAGAAGACAGCACAUUCGUUUGAACAGGUUCUUACUGAUAUAACUGAUGCCAUCAAGCUGGAUUCAGGAGUGGUUAAACGCUUAUACACGCUAGAUGGAAAACAGGUGAUGUGCCUUCAAGAUUUUUUUGGCGAUGAUGAUAUUUUUAUUGCAUGUGGACCAGAAAAGUUCCGUUACCAGGAUGACUUCUUGUUGGAUGAAAGUGAAUGUCGGGUGGUGAAAUCCACUUCCUAUACCAAAAUAGCAUCGACUUCACGUAGGAGCACCACCAAAAGCCCAGGCCCAUCCCGACGCAGCAAAUCUCCAGCUUCUACUAGCUCAGUAAAUGGAACCCCUGGUAGCCAGCUUUCUACUCCCCGCUCUGGGAAGUCUCCAAGCCCAUCUCCCACCAGCCCAGGAAGCCUACGGAAACAGAGGAGCUCCCAACACAGUGGCUCCUCUACCUCAUUAGCAUCCACCAAAGUUUGCAGCUCUAUGGAUGAAAAUGAUGGACCUGCAGAAGAAGUGUUGGAGGAAGGCUUCCAGGUUCCAGCAUCGAUAGCAGAGCGAUAUAAAGUUGGAAGGACUAUAGGAGAUGGAAAUUUUGCUGUUGUGAAGGAGUGUAUAGAAAGAUCAACUGGUAGAGAAUAUGCUCUGAAAAUAAUCAAAAAGAGUAAAUGUAGAGGAAAAGAACACAUGAUCCAGAAUGAGGUAUCUAUUUUAAGACGAGUCAAGCAUCCCAAUAUUGUACUUCUAAUUGAGGAGAUGGACAUGCCAACUGAGUUGUACCUUGUCAUGGAACUUGUAAAGGGAGGAGAUCUUUUUGAUGCUAUUACUUCCACCAACAAAUACACAGAGCGGGAUGCCAGUGGAAUGCUUUACAAUCUCGCCAGUGCCAUCAAAUAUCUUCACAGCCUGAACAUUGUCCACAGGGAUAUCAAGCCGGAGAAUCUACUGGUUUAUGAACACCAAGAUGGAAGCAAGUCCCUUAAGUUAGGGGACUUUGGCCUAGCAACAAUAGUGGAUGGACCUUUAUAUACUGUUUGUGGGACCCCAACAUAUGUAGCUCCAGAAAUCAUCGCUGAAACUGGAUAUGGCUUGAAGGUGGACAUCUGGGCAGCGGGUGUGAUUACUUACAUCCUGCUCUGUGGUUUUCCUCCAUUCCGUGGAAGUGGAGAUGACCAAGAAGUACUUUUUGAUCAGAUUUUGAUGGGACAGGUGGAUUUUCCAUCUCCAUAUUGGGAUAAUGUUUCUGACUCUGCAAAGGAACUUAUCACAAUGAUGCUUCAAGUAGAUGUAGAUCUGCGGUUUUCAGCCUUGCAAGUUCUUGAGCAUCCAUGGGUUAAUGAUGAUGGCCUUCCAGAGAAUGAACAUCAGCUCUCAGUAGCUGGGAAGAUAAAGAAGCAUUUCAACACAGGCCCUAAGCCGAACAGCACAGCAGCUGGAGUUUCUGUCAUAGCACUGGACCACGGGUUUACCAUCAAGAGAUCAGGGUCUUUGGACUACUACCAACAACCAGGAAUGUAUUGGAUAAGACCACCGCUCUUGAUAAGGAGAGGCAGGUUUUCCGACGAAGACGCAACCAGGAUGUGAGGGGACGUUAUAAGGCACAACAAGCUCCACCUGAACUCAACUCCGAAUCGGAAGAUUAUUCACCAAGUUCAUCCGAGACUGUUCGCUCACCUAACUCACCCUUUUAAUAAAACACUUUUACUCAAAAGUCUUGGCUUUAACCCUUUGAGACCCUGAAACUUCUUCAGACCUGAGUGGAAUGAUUACAGCUGAUCUAUCCAGCAGUAUACGCUGGGAUGGCGGAAUGCAAAAGGGUGCUCACAGAAUCUUUGUAAGAAUAAUUUCCUAAUUGAUUGAAAUACUUGUUCUCUGUUUAGAUUGCAACUUGCUGCUAAUAUGAUCUUCAAAGGGUUAAGGCUAUUUUGCUUUUUUAUUUAAAGAUAGAAGCAGUGAAUGUUUUCAUCAGUGGAGCUAGGAACUGCAGUAUGUAAUUUUAGCACAUGUUAACCCUCUGAGUAAACGAUCAACUUAAAUCUUGACAACCCACAUUAGGGUUUUAUUCUGGCUUUUUUGCUUUUAUACGCACAUAUCUUUUAUAGUAUCCUGAAGUUCCUUGCCUGUUUCUGGCCAAAAAUAUAUCAAAUGUACUAUUGCUUAGGAGUUACAGAUAUAGGCGUAAAAAUGGAAAUAAAAUUAAACAAAUGGUAUCUUCUACAGCAGCUCAUUGUACUUCCACAGUGACUGUUAUUGGAAGACAUUAUGCAGGCUAAAUGGGAAAUUCAGUUUAGGGCAUCCUCAUGGUUUACAGAAGAUGACAUGAUGCUGGCCACAAAAGGUUGCUUCCAUAUAGUUUUCUCCUAAUGACAAUGUUGAGUCUUGGAAAGUGGCUUGAGGACACGUUCUGUCAUGUAAUAGUAUGUAAUGAUCUAGUUGAGAAGUUCCUGUUUCCUUUGCGCCACAUUCAGAAAUGUACAGGCAUCCUCUCAGCACAACCUCGUUAUUCCAGCAGUCAUUUUAAAGGAUUAACAUUGGUGAAUGGAAGAACUACCCUUAAAAUAGCUAGAGUACUUCUAAGUCAGGGAAAAGACAAGUAAUUUAAUAUAUGUGUAAACCCUAAACUGAAUUAGCAGAAGUUUUGUGUUAGAAUGGAGAAACUAAAAAUGAUUCACCAGUUCUAUUUGUAAUAUUUAAUAAAGUGGGUAUUUACACAGAGUGUAUAUAUAUUUCUAGUUUGUUAAAACCUCAACACAGCAUUAUAGCUUUUUAUUUGACCAUUAUUCUAAAGGUGGCUUCUAUAAAAAUAGUACACUGUGUAGACUUUUGCUUCAGAUGUAAUAAUUUGAAGAAAAAAAUUACCUGGCUCAGAAUUUCACUUGAAUGAAAAAGGCAACUUUCAAAAUCAUGUUCUAAAAUAAAAAAUAGCAUUGUAAAAUUUAUAGUUUCUCUUAUUACUCAUAUAAAAUAGAAUUUUUCUCCUCUAAAGUUAAAGUUUUCUCACAGUGUUUUUUAAAAGUCACAUAAAUGUGGUUUCUUCUCUCUCUUUCUUUCUUCCUUUCAUAUCAUACAGCUCAAAGUAUCAAUAUGCUCCCUAAAAUGAUAUGCAGUUUUUCUGAUCUUUCUGGGAAGCAUAAAUAAAUUUUGCAGAAACAAGGCUAGUUGCCCACAGUAUUGUUCCCAUUGUGAGUUGUGUUUGCUCAUGGAACUGUCCAUAUGGCAGCAAAUGUGCACCUGCAAGUUGUUGGAGCUAGUGUAAAGCUCUUUUGAACUUCUAGUUGGAACUAUCUAGUUGAAGUUGAACUGUAUUUCAAGAAACACUGGAAUUCUGUUUUUCCAUCCUACAAAGUGCAUCUUUCAUUACCUCAGACAUGAAAAUUUAUAUAUUAAAUACUUGGAAUAUUUUAAACACAUGAAUUUCGUCUUGUGAACCUUCACACAAGUGGUAUAAGUAGCUAAUCUAUUUUUUUUAAUUCACCCAAUAUUAAAAAUCUAGAAGUGAGAUGCUUAGUUGAAACUAGUUCUCCAGGCUUCCUUGGCAAUAUAGAGAGAUGAACAUUCCAGGUUUGAUUCAUUUCACCUGUCAUGGGCAUGAAUUCUAGGCAGGACUCAUGUUUUAAUUAACCGAUUUGUCUCACUACAUUGACUGUAGAAGGAACUGCUAGUGGAAGCUUACAUCAGACACCAAAUUUCAGGUUAUGAGUUUAGUGGCGAGUCAUCUAAGUCAUCAGGAAACUCUGAUCUCUGAAUGUAUGUCCAUGGGCAGAAGGCCUGUGCAUGGCUUCAUUACUCUGUCUGGAACCUGAGUAACAGCAUCUUAACCCAAGUGAAGCAAAUAAGCACCUUGUUGGAGAAUUCCACUGGGGAAGAAGGUUAAGGGACCGAGGAACUGCCAUACAAAUGCUCUAAGAUUUUAGUUUUUGUGAAAGGGCUGUGUCUGUGUUAGAUCCUUGACUAUGACCAUCCAACUCUAGUCGCAUUGAAGAGAGAAGAUGCUGAGUAGAUGGGGCACAACCACUGCCAUUGUAAUGUUAAUGGUUGUAAUUAGGUAACAUUUGGAUAGGAGACGGAUUUUUUUUCCAUAGGAUCAAACCCUCAGCCAAGCUAAAGCCUUCCUUGCCACUUACCUACACUAAUUUACAGUAGGUCAGGAUCUGGCACACAUUUUUCCAGUACUGGUCUUCCCACAUUAUAUAACAGCCUUCUCUUUAGAAGAGAUACAAUUCAGCCGUGUAAUGCAAGACAUACAUGUGGUAAUAAAAAAGCGUCGGUUAAUACCACAUGCUCCUUGUCUAUUGCAAAAAUUUGGCAGUCUUAAAGCAAAGGAUGAUGUUCAUUCUUCUUAAUUAGAGAGGGAAGUCAGGAGAAAAAAAAAUAUAAAAAUAUGCUUCACUUUAUGCAUGAGAAAUAUUAUUCAAAAGGCCAUCUAGGAUAUUCCUAUCACCCUUGCUUUGCUUUGGAAUACAGGAUUAUCAUUAAAAUAAGAUGUUUGGUUCCUUCAUCUUACACCAUCUUAUACUACUUAAAAUGUAUAUAAAAAAAAUCCUAGAUCCUGAAAAUCCGACUCAUACCCAACAUCUUAUAUGUUUCUGAUCUUUCGUUCAUGUUUUAUGAACAUAACUAUAAAAAUAUUUUUUAGUUAUUUUUAGGUCUGUGAGAGACUGGGUUUCAAAAUAUUGAUAGCUUAUUUUAGGCUUCAAGAAAAGGUAUCUGAAUAUUUGAACUGUUUUAAAAGACUUUCAAUGAUAGGUUUAAAUAUAUCCAUAUACCCAUAUAUAUUUUUUUAAUAUAACCAUAUAUAUGUAUAUGUAUGUAUGGUUUCAUAGAAGUAAUAAUGGCUUAAGCUUGUUUGGCAAUGACUGCUCUUUCUUUCAAUCUAACCUCUGAAUUCCUGGGGGUAAGUGAAGACAGAAUAUAUGGCCCUAAAAAAUAUUUGCAACAUCAAUGAAAAAAAGAAAUCAAACAUAAUAGGCUAUUUCUAAUGUGAUAAUCUGGGAGAGCACAUAGCACACUGUGGUCAUUUUACUCUAAUAUGUACCAGUCCUUCUGACUUCUUUCUUCAUUUCCCUUUUGAAUUUUUAAGCAUUGUAUUGCUGCUAAAUGUAGCAACAAUUGCUUUUUUUAAUGCUUAUUAUAUAUACAAGGCCAACUUCCUCCCACUAAGCCUGUGUAGUUAGCAGAGACGGAUGGCACUUGUGGUAGGCACCAUCUAUCACCGAGGAGAUGGAGAGGAACACUUCCAAAGGGUGAUUCAGGUCAUCUAAUGUUUCAUCUCUGGAGAUGCCUGACAGUUUGAUCUUAGUAUUAACAGGAAAGUAGACUGGGGUCACUUCCAGCUUAAUUCCUCUCAAUUAAAUAUAAGCAGGGAUAACACGGACUCCAACCUAAGUGCAAUAUUCUAGUGAGUUUACAUGCAGUAAGCAAACUUUGAUGUGAAAAUAUAGUACUGAUAGCACAGGAUUAGUUGAAUAAUGGUGAGCCGGGAGUUGUUUUGUCUAAUUUCAUCCAUCUAGGAGUUUAGCGUCUAAUCUAGGGCAAUAAUCUAAAUUUCCCUUAUAGGUGCUAGAGACUGCUUCUCUAACAGAUAAUUAAAAUUCUAGGAUGGAUUAAUCACUCACAGGAUGAUGGGCCUAGCCUAAAUGUAUUUAGAACAUGAUUUAUUAAGCCAUGACAUAUAAAUUAGUAUUUCUGUAAGUUACAAUUUUCAUAGCAUUAUUAUACAAAAAAUCCAGAAUAUUAUGGUUCUACUCAGAGGGUUAACAGAAAAGCACUAGGCAUGCUGAUUACAUUGGUGUAUCCAAACUGCUUUGCUUUUUUAGCCAGUGUUUGCUGAUUUUUUCAGAAAAUUCUUGAAAAAUUUCAAGUUUGAAAUUAUUUAAGUGUUGUUGUUUAAGGAAUUUCUAUAACCAAAUUAAUCUUAUUUUUAGCUCAACUUAUCACAGGAAUAUGUAUCAUUGAUGCAGUGUAAGUCUGUAGUUAUCAAUUUUAUUAAUUCCACAAGUGAUUCCAGAAAUCUCUCUUUUUUUAAGUACUUACUAUAGAGCUUACAAUGGUGGCAUAGGUGACUGAGACUGUCUUUCUUAUUGGUAAACAAACAAUAUUGUAAUUUCAAGAAAGUCCUAAGAAUCAGCUUUUCAGUUAGGUAGUGUACUAGUUAGGGGAAAGCUAUCUCAUUACAUGCAUUGUGUAAAUCAUCUUUGUAGAUGAAGAUUGUUCAUAUUAAUGAACACAUUCUUUUUCCUUGACAUUGUAGCAGAAACUGUUUACUUGUUUAAGAACAACCAAUACAUUAAUUUGCUUCAGACUGUUAGAGGGGAAAGUGAGAUUCCAGUCAUUGACAAUGUUACUGCAUUACAGUAGCCCUCAUCUAAUUUAAAUGUGGUACAUACUACAAUAAGGAAAGCCAAACCUGUGAAUAAACUCCUGAAAAAGCCUGGUGGGUCUUUAUUCAGUUGGGUGCUCGCAUACAGUAGCAUAUGACAGAAGGAAGGCUUUCAAGAAUUGUUGAAAUGAAAGCGAUAUAUCCACAAAUAAGAGCUAAAUUGCAAUCCUUUCCCUAUGGGGCAUAUAUGCUUGAAAAGAAAAAAAAUAAAGAAAAGAAGAGAAAAAUUGGCUCUGAGGUUUGCAGUGCUACUAUAUUACCACAGGGCAAGUACAUUAAAUCAUUGUUAUUUACUAGCCUGGGGUAUGUGUUAGAAAAUGGCAUCUUUUUUAUUUAGUUUAGAUUGUGGGCAGGAAGAGCUUUCCUAAUAUUAUUGCAGUGCUUGCUAGUGCUGCCAUGGUUAAGGCUGUGUUAGUAUUUCCAUUAUAAACUCUUAGUCUCAAAGGUUUUUAAUUUGAUUGUAAAAAUUUGCUUCAGGCAGAAACUUGGCAUACAAUUUUUCAGCUCAGAGUGAUUCUUUUCCUAAAAUAUGAGAGAAAUCAACUUGACCGCUUCAACAUUUAUUUUCUGAUUGUACACAAACAUUCACAGACACAAAGGUGGUUUUUAUGCAGCUCAUUUCAGAUGAGUUACAUUUUCAAGCAUAUCUUGCAGGUUUUAACUACAAAGGUGACAGCUCAGAACUUUUGGGCAUUUUGAAAAUGAGGGAGAAAACUCAGUGAUCAAGAGCAAAAAUGUUCCACAUGUGGGAGAGUUUUAUUUUGACGUGACAAGCAUUUUAAGUUUGCACAGUAAUGGGUAUGUAUACACCCUACUGAGUGCUUAUGUAAUUCCUAAACCCAUUAGUUUAACUCAUUCCACGUAGAAAAUGCUAAAUGUGAAUAUGCUGAAUUUCCCUAUAAGACUGAGUAAAGAAGCAGUUUUGUUCUGUGUUUUAUAGUAACACCAUAGACAAAGCUGACAAGACACCAGUGAAAAGGGUCCACAAAGAGACGAAUCAAAGGAACAUGUUUUCUCUUAAGGGAAAAAAAUUGUCUGAACAAGACAGAGUUGAAAGCUCACACUGAACAAGAGGGGUUUUAAAAGCAAUUUAAAAAGCAUAAGUAUGGAAUCAUUUGAAAACUAUAAAAGUGCAAGGGAGCCACACAGUGUAGUGAAUUCAUGCACGGAGCUAAUCACAUACUAAGCUGGAGCAAAUUUACAGCUACAAACAGGCAUAAUUAAUACACAAAUCAAACACACACAGAGGCAGAUGGAAUUGAAAUGCCAUUUCUUUUAGCAAACAUAAUGCAGACCUCUUCCUCAUAUAUUCACUAAAUGAGACCGUGUGUAGCUAUUUGAAGUAGUGUUGCAUACAAGCUAGUGGGGAAAUUAGGUGUUUAAAAAAUGGCUGCAAAUUAAUUGUUUUUAGUAGCAAUUCUGCAGCAUGCUUCUACCUCAGUGGGUCCUUUGGGAAAUGACAGCUUUCAAAAAGUGAUGUCUAUGCAUUUUAUACUUGUCUGCAUAUAUACUUGGAUAGCCCAUGCCAAAUGGCUUCAGUAAGAAUUGAGUUGCUAUAUUGAGGCUUCAUGUUGUCUGCAGUUUUUUGUAGCAGAGGACAGAGGAAGGGACAAAGUAUCCGUGAAAUAAAGAAUUUGUGGAUUGACCCACCUGUAAUGGAGAUGUCUUCCUAAUCCUUUUUAGUGAUUGACUUGAGUGAUAAACCACAGCACUCAGUCAUGUCCAUAAGUAUUCUCUGUACCUAAGUGGGGGGAGGGGGGCACCAGAUAGAGUUGUGUCAUUUUCUAGGCACCCACUUACAGUGCUGCACAUUUUGUCAAGCCAUGUGUAAAUAUCAGAUGGGGAAUAUAACUGUUUACACCAAAUGAUAGAGUUAGAAAAAACAUAUAGGAAGUGAUUAGAGUGAUUAGCCAUGGCAAAUGUAGACUGACCUUUGGAAGAUGGUUUCCUACCAACUGUCAGACAGAUUUUUGAGAGUUUUUCCAAUAGAACCAUUGGAACCAAGAAACUCCAAUUGAUUUUUAGGUGCAACUUGAUCUGUUAAUGAGAAACUUUCCUCUUGAGGUGUUUCUGAUACAUCCUCAUAUGUGUGUCCUUUUGUAGGAAGAUUCUGGACUCAGAAAGCCAAAAGAUACCUUUAUUUCUAUGUAUCUAACAGAUUUUAAACAGAUUCUGUAUCUAAACAGAUUCAAACACAUCUAAUUUUAGGUGUCUGGAGAAAAAACCCACAGUGAUGAAAAAGAAGCUUGGCUUACUUGUCUAGAGUUACUCUCAGGAAGAGCUGACAUUACUACUAUGACUAUUACUGCUGCUGCUAUUACUGCUAUUUCCAUUACCACUACCACCAUUGCUGUUCAGAGGCAAUUAUUUUUUUGACCUGCGCUUCUCCAUUAGGUGCCUGGAAAGCUUCAAACUUGCUAAUAAGACCAAAAGGGUCUGAUAUAAAUAAAAGCACCUAUAAAUUUAUUUUCUUUUCAAACAGAAUGCCCACAGCUAUUGAAUCUGGGGCCCAUCAUAUUGUGAGAGUUUGAGAAUUGGAAAGAAAGAUAUUGGUAAAUUGAAAAAGAGGAUUAUUUGUAAGGUAUAAAUACAAUGUCCAAGGGAAUUCCUGGUGCUGUAUCAUGCAAAGGAGAGUGAUAUACUUUUUUUCCUCUUCUGAAAAUCCAAGCAUGUAGGAAAAGGCAAAUAAACCUUUAAAAGAUGAACUUCUGGCAAUUUGGUGUUUAUUGUUAAUCUUAACUAGGUGUAGUCUUUGUGAAAUUGCUUCACUGUAGAGUUAGAAUUUAAGGUAGGUAACAUCAGAUCUCGACAACUUUUGCCAUUGAUAGUUAAGGGGAGGGAGGAAUCAAAUUGACUGACUGAUACUAAAACAAGAAGCACUUCAGGAGAGGCAUUUCCAGAGAGAGUUGAUGUGAAAAAGAAGGGAGGAGGAUGAUUGUGGAGUAAUGCUAAGAGGCCAAUUUAUCACUUGCCAUUUGUGCUGAUCUUUGGUGUCUUAUCUGAGGGGGAAAAAAAAUAACUGGUCCAAGGUUAACCUAUUUUUAAUUUUAUUAAGGAAUUAGUAAUAAGCGUUUAUAUUCUGCCUGAAAGGAAAUUGUUGAAGGAUUACUUCAGUGUGAAAUUAAAUAGCACUUUUCUCAUGCAUUCUAAAAAAACCAUCUAAGGAAGUAGUGGCCUUUAAACAAAUUUCUAAAUUAUUUCAAUUUAGAAAAGUUUCAUUUCAUUUGAAAAGUUAGGAACUGCUAUGUGGUUUUUAUGGCAUAGAUGAAUCUCUAAUUUUCAAGGUACUAAUUAAAUUAUUUCUAUAUGGUACAUAUUCAUGCAAAAAUAAGGAGGGAAGACAAAUGGGAUUUUUCAAAAUGCGAAGGAACAGAAAUGAGAUCUGAUAUUAUUAUCUUAAUUUUUGAGCUAAGUUUUUAAGUUACUGCUUACUUUUAUGUAAAAUAUUUGCUCUAAGUAGGUAAUAGAAGAGUAGAAAAGGAAAAAUCACUUAAUACUUCAGCUCUAGUCUCAACUUCUAAUAACUUCAUGAUUCUUGAACAGCGAAUCAUUACAAUAUAUUUCAAUUCAGUCAUCACAAGCAAGCCACCAAGGAAUUAGAUCCAACUGCAUUCCUGAGAAGCUGUGCACAGGCUUGAAAAAUUAGUCAUGCAGCCACAUCGUAGCUUUCCCACAUAAGCCUCUGCACCAAAGUGAGUCUCAAUGAGUAUGGUUAUAAAAAAAGGAAGUCACUAUUCAGAAAAUUCUCACUUCAUGUGUUAAUUUUCCAUCACAGGAGGUGGAUUUGGAUAGGUGUAUGGAAAUAAAAUAUAGUUGUGGACUGAGAGGCUUUGUAUCUAGUGCCCUGCAACAUUAUAUGUAUGAAUUCUCAUGAGAAAUGUGAAUACUAUUUUACAGUGCAAGCCUGCUAAAUCCCACUAAUGACUGGAAGUUUCAUUGUAAAUGGCUGGAUUUUGGGAAUUAGCAGAUGAAUGGAGAAAUACAAUAAAGGGCCAGAGGAUAAUACA